This is a messenger RNA of Zingiber officinale, 1831 nucleotides long. RefSeq names its product probable N-acetyl-gamma-glutamyl-phosphate reductase, chloroplastic. Gene Ontology annotation, biological process: L-arginine biosynthetic process. Bases 412 to 1617 code for a protein of 401 amino acids. Gene Ontology annotation, molecular function: protein dimerization activity; N-acetyl-gamma-glutamyl-phosphate reductase (NADP+) activity; NADP+ binding. Lineage: Eukaryota; Viridiplantae; Streptophyta; Magnoliopsida; Zingiberales; Zingiberaceae. The record is from RefSeq and is a predicted model, not a curated record. The transcript is spliced from 16 exons.
UUUGUCUCUAUUUUUCAUCCUCUCGAAGACGGGCGGAAGCAAGCGGACGGAAGCGAGCGAGCCAUCUCAAAAUCCCCUUUGCCUUCUCCGUGACUCUUCGCUGGAGCACUCCGCCUGCAGCACCGAGCAAGCUUUCCCAUUCCAGAGUCUAUCCGGUCAUCGCCACCUUCUCUCGGUCCUUCAAGACAGACGUCCUUUCCCUCAGCACCGAGUCAGAGAAGCGCGAUACCUCCUUCAGGGACAACAAAACCUUCAUCAGAUUCGACGGGGACCUCUUUUCCUUCCUCCUUGCACUUACGCGCGGGUGUCCGUCUUCCUAUCAAUUUCCUACCGGCAUCGAUCCGUAGCCACUGCCACGUUUUUGUCUUAGCAACCUAGUUUGCACAAAGAAUAGCAGUAGGAAAACUUGAAAUGCAUUCAACAGUGGUUAGGUUGCUUCCGGUGGAUGCUGGCUGGCGUGGCAAGAACGAGAUGAAGAGAUUUAAUAUUAGUCGAGGAAGAGGUCCUGUACUGGUUGUCAGGGCAUCUGUGGCUUCUAAAUCAUUGGAGUGCCAAAAGACAAAUGUAAAGUACCCAGGGAAGGAGGUUCACAUUGGAGUUUUAGGUGCCAGUGGUUAUACUGGAGCUGAGAUUGUUCGGCUCCUAGCAAAUCACCCACAUUUUGGUAUUACACUGAUGACUGCUGAUAGAAAAGCAGGGCAAUCAUUUGGAUCGGUGUUUCCUCACUUGAUUACACAGGACUUGCCUAAUAUGGUUGCAGUUAAAGAUGCUGACUUUUCUAAUGUGGAUGCUGUAUUUUGUUGUUUGCCACAUGGCACAACACAGGAUAUUAUCAAAGGCCUUCCCAGGGAUCUAAAGAUUGUCGAUCUCUCUGCAGAUUUUCGAUUGCGUAACAUCAAUGAAUAUGAAGAAUGGUAUGGCCUGCCUCAUAAAGCACCUGAAUUACAGAAAGAAGCUAUAUAUGGGUUGACAGAAGUUUCGAGAGAUGAAAUACAAAAUGCACUACUAGUUGCAAAUCCUGGCUGUUAUCCAACAUCCAUCCAACUUCCUCUUAUUCCAUUGAUAAAGGCUCAUUUAAUUGAAACCAGGAAUAUCAUUAUUGAUGCAAAGUCUGGAGUUAGUGGUGCAGGUCGUGGAGCAAAGGAGGCUAAUCUUUACACUGAAAUUGCUGAAGGUCUUCAUUCUUACGGAAUCACCAAGCAUCGACAUGUUCCUGAAAUUGAACAAGGACUUACAGAUGCUUCAAAUUCUAGAGUAACUGUUAGCUUCACUCCCCAUUUGAUUCCUAUGAGCCGUGGGAUGCAGUCGACCAUAUAUAUUGAAAUGGCUCCUGGAGUAAAUGCCAGUGAUUUAUAUGACCUUUUGAAAUCUACUUAUCAGGAGGAAGAAUUUGUUAAACUGUUAGAUAAAGGACGUGUACCCGAGACCCGUCAUGUACGAGGAUCAAAUUAUUGCUUGAUGAAUGUCUUCGAAGAUCGAAUCCCCGGCAGAGCUAUCAUAAUUUCUGUUAUCGACAAUUUAGUGAAAGGAGCUUCUGGUCAAGCAUUGCAGAAUCUUAAUUUGAUGAUGGGACUUCCAGAGAACACAGGGCUGCAACAUCUGCCGUUGUUUCCUUGAACUAUCUGCAUGUGUAGGGAAUGUGACGUUGCUUGGAUGCUGCUCGCACAUCGACUAUCUAGUUCAAUCUUGAUGCAGCGUGCAGGUAUUUUAAUUUUAUUUAUCUGUUCCCUUCAUUUGUACUGUUAUUGUUCCAGAUAAAAUUGCUGACUUUGGCUGUGAGAUUGGAGAAUAAAAUGUUGGCAUUAUUGGCUGAAAAAUUAAUGUUGCAUUA